AUGCCGCCGACGAUUGAAGAUUCACGGACGAAACAUCCUGUUCUGCAUGAAUGCCGUAUCGCAUGUCACGGCUACGGUGUCGACGCACAAUCCAUGUUUGUCAUUCAACUAUCCGUGAAGCAUGACGACUUACGCAAGGUGAGCAUUGCCGCGGACGAGAGCACCGUGCGGAAUACGUUUAAACAUUGGCUGGGUGGAAUGAAAACCGAAGUAGAUGGGAUCAAAUAUGUGCCGAAAUUUAUUAAUCCAGUUGUGUACGCAACUGGAACUGUUUAUGAAAACGAUGAAAUCGUAAGAUACGGCGAACAGAUUACUGUUGGAGAAUCUACGGAAAGAACAGAUUUGGAGCGGAAAUUACAAACCAAAAUCAGUUGGUUCGAGGCGGAGAAAAUUACUGUUAACGUGAAACAAUCCGUACCAGCAAAAUCGCAGUUGACUGUCACUUUGUUCAAUUCUGCGAAGGAAAUGGAGAGAAGUGGCAUGAUUCUCACGCGCAAUUACCCCCUCCGAAUCAGUCACGUGAAGCCCCGAAUUUCUACUGAAUUCCGAUUCCAUGUUCAGAAUUUCGAGAGAGGCUCCAACACCGAAUUUGUAGAGCCAACGGCAACUCUGUUCCACAAAAUGACGGUCGGGUCCGCACUGCUUGAAAAAGUCCAGGGUUACGAAAAUCUGUGCAACCAACUUAUCGUACAGUACAGAUACAAUUCAAGCGGGUUGGAGCACGAGUGUAAAAUGCUCCACAAUACUGUUUUGGACUCAUCGGUCACAUUACGUUUGCGAUUGAAUCGGGAUGGGUUCGCACUGCCGAAUCCGAUAGAUUACGUUGUCAAAUGGAACGAAUAA
Molecule: messenger RNA, 843 nt
Organism: Echinostoma caproni
Lineage: Eukaryota; Metazoa; Platyhelminthes; Trematoda; Plagiorchiida; Echinostomatidae
Source: the annotation of a GenBank genome assembly